GGUUUGUUUUUCUUUCUAUUUUUUCCUUCGUUUCGAUUUAAAAUCCUUUUUCUGCCCCUGGAUCCCAUGCAGGGACCACGUUACAUUCAUCAUCUCUUCAGGCUCCUCUUGCCCAGCGGUUUCACAGACUUUCUGAUGGUCUUGAUGGCUAGAUGUUUUCUAAUGCUCCUCUGCUGGGAUGUGUGGGACUCUUGUUCUUCCCGUGGUUAUGCUGGCAUUAUGGGUGCUUGGGGAAGGGCCAUGUCCAUCUGUGUACACGGUGCACACUGCCAGUGUGGUUUGUCACCUUUGGCCUGAUGACUGAAUGAAGUCACAUGUGUCGGGUUUACCGCUGGCAAGUUACCCACACCCACUCCAUCCCAUCCUCUUUAGGGACUUCCCUUGCUCUUGAAUGUUUGCAGUUCUGUGUGAGAGGCAAAUAACCUCGUCCUACACUGACUAAAGAUCAGUGUGGUCUUACAGGUGUUAACCUAAUAUAACUUUAUCUCGCUCAGAUUGUUUUAGCUUUGACCCUUGUGAGCUCUUUUUUUUUUUUUUGUUUUUGUUUUUUUUUUUUUUGUUAAAGAUCUUAUUUAUUUAUUUAUUCAUGAGAGAUACAGAGAAAGGCAGAGACACAGGCAGAGGGAGAAGCAGGCCCCACGCAAGGAUCCCGAUGCGGGACUCAAUCCUGGGUCUCCAGGAUCACGACCUGGGCUGAAGGCAAUGCCAAACUGCUGAGCCACCGGGGCUGCCCUCCCAUGAGCUCUUUAUUUAGCUCCUAUCUCUCUUUGAUGUACUUGUUGUUAUGGGAUUUUGUGGUGGCUUUUAAGUUUAAGAACUUUUUUCAAGCUUUAUUUAUUUGAGAGAGAAAACAGGAGCAGAAGGAGGGGCAGAGGGAGAAGCAGGUUCCCAUCCCAGGACCCUGAGGUCAUGACCUGAGCCAAAGGCAGCCACUUAACCGACUGAGCCACCCAGGUGCCCCUAAAAAACAUGUUUUUGUUUUUGUUUUAGCACUUCUUCCUCAGGCUGGAGUCAGCCACUUCUCCUGGAAGCUCUGUUAUUGCAGGACACCAUCAGAGAUGAUGCCCUGAGACCCGGGGUGUCUGUCCCUUAGGCCUUUCAGCUGACAAAGCAGAAAAUAGGUUUCCGUUAACCCCUGCAUGCACAUAUUCUGUACUUGAGCACUGCAGGGAUCCUUGAGUCCAUACUGAUGUCCAGCUCCAGUCCAUCUCCACACGGCUCGUCCAGCUAGCAUUCCUUGCUUAUCUGUAAUCUGCUGCUGAAGCGGUGAGGCCUGCCUCCCCCACCACCACCCAGUUUCCCGGUCCCGUCCAGCACGUGCAUGGACCCGGGUAUGGUGCUUGCGUGCAGUUUGAAAGAAGUUUUGGUAUGAAGGCCCUUCGUUGGGUUCUCACUUGCAUGGAGACGUACAAGCCGUCCCGGUUGGACUUCCUAACGAAGACUACUGCAAAGAAACCCAGGAGGGACGACCAUGUGCGCCUGCGGGCACUGAACGGCCUCCUCUACAAAGCACUGAUGGACCUGCUGUGCACCCCUGAAGUGAGCCAAGAGAUCUGCGACCUGGACGUGCAGCUCUCCAAGGUCUCUCUGACUGCAGACUUCUCAGCCUGCCGUGUGUACUGGAAGACCACAGUCUCCGCCAAGCAGAGCGCACACACAGAGGCUGUCCUGCGGGGGAGUGCUGCCCACAUGAGGCACCUUCUGAUGGCCCAACAGAUCCUAAGGAACGUGCCGCCAAUAGUGUUCAUUCAGGACAGAGGCAGUUUGGCUCUGGCGGAGGUUGACCGGUUACUGGCCAGUGCUGAUUUUGGAGCCCCGGACAAGAAAGAAGACUCUGUGCAAGACGAUGUCAGGAGUCCCAGGGCCCUGGACGCUCCUACACAGCAAGUCACUCUGGCCUCCACUACGUGCUCAAGUCUGUGCGGCAUUGAUCAUGAGGCGCUCAACAAACAAAUCAUGGAGUACAAGAAGCAGAGAGGGCAAGGCUGUAGGACUGUGAGCCCUGAGGUGUCGCAGCUGACAGCUGGUCUGGCAUCACAGACAAGAGCAGGAAAGGUGGUGGCUGUGCCCUGCGCAGACGGUGACCUCUCCCCCAGGAACCACCUGUCGGGGGCGGGGAGCACUAAGCCCCACCCUGACCUCAGUGGGGCUUGGGGUGUGGACAGCAGCUCCGAGGAACAGAGCAGGGGGCGGUGAGGGACCAAGGCAGGAAGGGUGGAGGUGACCAAGUGGCGGGGAGGGGGUGAGGUUCCGGCUCUGCCAGCAGAACCACGGGCUCCACAUGUACUGCACAGCCUGGCAGCGGGUGGACUCAUAGCUCUAGCUUGGGUUAGACGCCUGUGGAAAUUCUUUAGGUGGAUGGCACCAGUCGGCCCACUUAGAGGCUCAUGGGGCACUUGCACACCAUCUAGAACAUGCACAGCUGCCUGCUGCAUUGUUCCCAGUUAGGAAGGCAGAGUGUCGCCAUGUUUGCACGUUUCAGCUCAUGCCCGAAAAGCCGUCCUCAGGGUCUCCAUAAGAACGGCCCUGAGUCUGCUUUUCCCCAGGGCAGGAUGGCCGUGGUGUGCCUUGUCGGACGAGUACCGUUGGAAGGAAGUAUAAUAAAUCUUUAAGUCUGA
This is a messenger RNA of Nyctereutes procyonoides (raccoon dog), 2618 nucleotides long. RefSeq names its product putative ribosome-binding factor A, mitochondrial. The record is from RefSeq and is a predicted model, not a curated record. Gene Ontology annotation, biological process: rRNA processing. The coding region runs from base 1369 to 2196 and encodes 275 amino acids. The transcript is spliced from 7 exons. NCBI's taxonomy places the organism in Eukaryota, Metazoa, Chordata, Mammalia, Carnivora, Canidae.